CAGUUUAUCUCAAGAUACGCAGGAGAUAGUUUAUAGAAAUGAGGUCUCUUCACAUCGUACCGGUACUUUGGAUUUUGUGCAUUUCACUUCUAAACGCUCAAGAUUUUGAUAUUGGUCUGUGUGAGAGCCGGGGGUUUGAUUGGAGACAUAAUCAGCAUAACUAUCUUUACUCAGGCAGUAUACAGGAUGAAGGCGCAGAUUGGAACAGUGCCAGGGAUUAUUGUAGACAAAGAUGUAUGGAUCUCGUAUCAAUUAACUCAGAACCUGAAUGGAGGGUUAUCAGAAAACAUCUGAAGCAGUUGAAUGUAUCCGCUAUCUGGAGUUCUGGACAUCUUUGUACAAAACAAGUUUCCAAUAGAUGUUUCACGGAGCCUGAUCUUCAACCGCGUAUAGUCUAUGCUUGGUUCUGGGCAGGAUCUGGACACAGGAUACCCCCCACCAAUUCUACUGCACCAGGCUGGUCAUAUUCACCUUGGGGUAAAUACGGAUCUUUGAAGGAGGCAGAAAGCAGACAGCCUGACAAUGCGGAGCAAUUAUCGAAUCUUGGCAGAGGAGAAGAGGAGGCCUGUCUAGCUUUAUUAUACUCCAGUCUUGAAUCUGCAUAUGUUUGGGAGGAUUACAGCUGCUACCCUAAGCUUCAAUGGUUGUGUGAGGAUAGUGAGGACCUGUUGCUAGAGGCUGGAAUAAAUAAACCUAUUAUUUUUGGUUAAACGUUUAUUAUAUGCAAAAUAAAAAAUGUAUGAAAAUAUAAAGCAUUGCAAAAAGA
Eurytemora carolleeae is the source of this 766-nucleotide messenger RNA. RefSeq lists its product as uncharacterized. Bases 39 to 710 code for a protein of 223 amino acids. The record is from RefSeq and is a predicted model, not a curated record. The transcript has 10 exons. NCBI's taxonomy places the organism in Eukaryota, Metazoa, Arthropoda, Copepoda, Calanoida, Temoridae.